GAUUCGGGAGUAUUCAGUAUUAGGAGCGCACGUCGGACCACAGGUGCCUUCGUGGGAAUCCGAGCAGCAGCACGGGCGGGUGCGGCGCUCCGGGCUCAGCCCCAUUGCCCCGCGCGCACCUGCGGGCCGGGAGCGGAGGGAGGGGUCUCCGCGGGGCCGGGGGAGCGGACACGCGUGGGGCGGGGGCGGCCCUCUCGUAGCCGGGCGCGGGGCAGCGCGGUGCCGGCGGAGGGGCCGCGGGCGCUAUUUAAGCGGGCGGGGUGCGGCCGCGCCGUCGGGGCAGGCAGCUCGGUGCCGGGCGGGCUCGGUGCCGCCGGAGGAUGCACGCCUUCGGGCCGCCCGCCGAGCCGCCCCUCGCUCGGGAGCUGCUGGACGCGGCUCUCCGCCCGCCUGCGCUGCCCCGCCGCGCUCCGCCCGCCGGCAGCCCCUACGCGUGGCUCGGCGGCCCCGCCGCCCCCUACCCGCCCGCCGCUCCGUUCCCAUCGCCGUGCCCCGAACGGGGCUGGGCGUCGCCGCUCCCGCAGCACGAGGGGCCGCGCCCGGCACGGCCGCCCUACUCGUACUCGGCGCUCAUCGCCAUGGCCAUCCACAGCGCGCCGGGCCGGCGGCGGACCCUCAGUCAGAUCUACCAAUACGUGGCCGAGAACUUCCCCUUCUACAAGAAGAGCAAGGCGGGCUGGCAGAACUCCAUCCGACACAACCUCUCCCUCAACGACUGCUUCAGGAAGGUCCCGCGGGACGAGGAUGACCCGGGUAAAGGCAACUACUGGACGCUGGACCCCAACUGCGAGAAAAUGUUCGAUAAUGGCAACUUCAGGAGGAAGAGGAAGAGGCGGCCGGAGGCCGGAGACAGCGGAGGGGCCGCGGGGGGCCCCUGUUUGAGCACAGCCCCCGGGCACGGAGAGAUGCACUGAGGCGGAGGAAGGAAUAUUUUUGUAAUGCCCCCCUAUUAGAUGCUGAAAGGAAUCACCAUGGGGUGAGCUGGGUGAGACGGUGGCUUUCCCUCCCCCUUGACAAGAGCAGCCUGUCCCAGCCUUGCCUGCCGACCUCCUGCCCCACGGAUGCCCGAAGUGCCUUCCUCUCCUCUGUCCAGGUGUGCAGCUGGGAUGCCCUCACUGCGAUGCACAGCUCUCUGAUGUGGUUGGGGUGGUGAUGGGCUCACUGAGUGGGGAGGAACAGCAGGACGUGCCCCUGGAGCUGGGCAUGGCGUGUGGGGCAGCCAGCCCCCCAUCCUCUACGGUAUUUCUGAAUAAAACCCCUUUAUUUUCCCAAACACAAAAGAUCAUCUUUGUGUCAGACUGCGGAGCUGAUGAUAAUUUAUCCAAAGAAUUUCAGAUUUAAUCGAGCAUCCAAAACGCUGCCGGAUCCCUGCUGAGGAGCCCUUUAAUUGCUGGGUUUGCUGCUGGCCCCCACGAUGAGUGCUUGCAGGGUGCUGACAGCCUGCGGUGCGCGUGUCCCCGUGCAGACCGGGCUGUUUGUUUAAAAUGCCUCUGCUUUACCCACUUUGUCACACAUACAUGUUUAGGAAAACACCCCCAAAGCAGAAACCUAGGGUGCUUUUUUUCCAUUAUAAGGGAGCUGUGAAGCAAGUUUGGCCAAAAGACUGGGAAAGCAAACUGCAUGAGGCAUACACUGUGUUGGAGAUGCAAAUCCCUGGUGGAGAACCAGCCAUGUAAGAAAAGCUUUGAAUGGUAAUAAGUAGGAUUACAAAACUUCUGGUUUACAAAUAUCCAAAUUCUGUAGACCUGGACUGAAGGAAAUAGCAAACUGAACUCAUCAGCCAAAAGCCCAUGUAAUUUUAAUGCAGUCAGAUUUCCUUUUCUACUGCUCUGCUGUUUGUAAAAACAGCAUCUCCAGAAUUGCUUUUAAGGUAUUCUGGGUAUAACCCCCUUGUUUAUGUCGUUAUUUUCCAGGGCUGUCCAUUAAGAAGACAUUUAAAUUGUAACUCCUGUUUCUUUGGACAAUGAUGCUUGAGACUUGAAGCUCCCAUUUCAGCAGGGUAACCUCCAGCUCCUGCAUGAAAGGGAGCAAGGGACGUUAGUUAGCAAGGGACCCCCCUGCUAUGUGCAGGGUCACCAACCAGCAAACCAGGCUGCCCAGAGCCACAUCCAGCCUGGCCUUAAAUGCCUCCAGGGAUGGGGCAUCCACAGCCUCCUUGGGCAACCUGUUCAGUGCUCUCAACAAGGCAGCUGUGGGCUGGAGGGAAAAAGGGUGACAAUACAAUGAUGCGCUGUGGUCAGACAUUGCUUAGGCCUGGUGUCCCAUAGGUGUGCAACAGCACAGUAUCCUGUGACACGUGCCCUGCUGUGACACACAGAGUGAUUUGCUGCUGGUUUUAUAUGGCUCAAGCUUCUGACAGCCUCCUGAGCCUCCCCACACUCCCAAACACGCAGUACAACCAAAGUCACGCUCUGCAGUGCCAACCCAACCUGAUUUAGUCUGAGAAGCCCUUCAGGAGUUCCUCUGGUUUGUGCAAGAAGAGCAACACAAAUGCACAUGCAGCAGGAUGGCCCACGUAGGGCAAGACUGAGUGUUUGUGGUGUAGUUAAACCAGAGCACGCUGGAGACCUGGACUUUAUCCAGCCAGCUUUGGGCCACCAUUUCUUGACCCUCGGGCAGCACGUUGGCCAGUGCAGGAGAAGGGGCUGCUCCUCGCAGACAAUGGCCAUCUUCACAAUGAACAGCCAGGCGUGAUCUGCUUCUCAUCCCUGGCAGUUCUCCCUGAUGGAAGGCGUUGGGCAAGGCUGGGAGGGCACAGUGAGCUCCCUCCCUCUCCCAGGGGUGCAAGCAAUUUCAGUUGCGUGCAAGCAGUGCCUGCGGGGCGUCUGCUGAAUUAAUGGGAGGAACGGAAAAGCCUGGUGAGCUCCCAACACCACGGGGGCUGGCCCUGCAGCCCGUGCUGUCUGAGCAGGGCAGAGCAGGUGGAGAGAGAGCUUUCAUUUCCUAUGAAUAUUUCCAAAUCAUCACCUGUGGUCAGUUUACUGAGUUUGAUUCCUUGUGUUUUAACAUUAGUUAUUAUCAAAGGCAACAAUUCUCUAUUCUUAGCGGGGCUGUUGCUUACCAAGAGAAGUCCAUAAUGAAUGCAACCCAAAAGUGGUAAAUCAAUUUUAUUUCUACUUUUUUUCCCUUUUCCAUCAGAUCUAGCACUUGCAUGCAGCUCAUCGUUACUAACCAUUAUGAUUCCCCUGUGCUUUACUGCAUUACAACUUUGCUUCCCAUUGCCUUUUGGCAAGACAGAGCGUGUACUGUCAGGUUCUGUACAGCUGUACUGUACAGGUGAAAUCAACACAUAUCACACUAGAUUUUAUUCUGCUCUAAAUCCAGGCUCUGCAACUACACCUUUUGAAGUCAUGUUAAUUGUGACCACCAGCGGGGCUUCUGAGUUA
Gallus gallus (chicken) is the source of this 3386-nucleotide messenger RNA. It is a transcript of the gene FOXI2, whose product is annotated as forkhead box I2. The transcript is spliced from 3 exons. Lineage: Eukaryota; Metazoa; Chordata; Aves; Galliformes; Phasianidae. Gene Ontology annotation, molecular function: DNA-binding transcription factor activity, RNA polymerase II-specific; RNA polymerase II cis-regulatory region sequence-specific DNA binding. The record is from RefSeq and is a predicted model, not a curated record. The coding region runs from base 321 to 914 and encodes 197 amino acids. Gene Ontology annotation, biological process: cell differentiation; regulation of transcription by RNA polymerase II; anatomical structure morphogenesis.